GCAGAUCUUUGACGUUCUCGGUACGUGGGAACAGAAGCAGAGUGAUACCUCCUCCUCGCCGCCUCCUCUGUGGUUACGGAAUGCUUUGAGCACCUGGUCACACCUGCCAGGUUACUUCUGACCUCACCAGUGAGAAACAGCUAAACUAGUGAGGUCGCUCCUGGUGGACAAAGUUACGGAUUGUUUCGGUGAUGUGACCGCAGUAAGAACAGAGAAAUCAACAAAUGUGGCCAAAAAUGACUUUUAGCAACUGGAAGAAGCUUUGCUAACAGACAGGUAUCGACUGAAAAGAGAGAGAAUUGAAUUAAAAAAACUCAAGAAUGUCUGUCCUCGGGGGUCCAGUCUCAGAAGUAGUUUCCCUUUCACCUGCUGCGGAGCCACAGACAGCAGGAAGUAAAAAGCCACAAGAGAGCAACAGCUUAGAGGGAAGAAGGGAGAAUACAGACGAGGAAGAAGAUGAUUUAAAGGAGGAGGAAGAUCAAGAAGAAGAGGAAAUGACCAGCUCUGCUCUUCUGGAGCCGAGCACUCUGCCGUGGCCCGGAGACAAAGACAAGAGGCCUCAGACGGACAUCGGUGAUGCAGACUGGUCAGAAAAAAGAGUUUCAAAGCCUGAAGAGACGGACACUGGGAUCAGUGGAGGAACCCGGGACCUGUCGGAGGAGCAGAGCCGGGCAGAGAGCACAGCCAAGUGGAGGGAGAGCAUGCCUGAGGGAGAGAGGUGGAGGGACGAAAAAGGGGACAGCUCACUGGCAGACGAUGAAGACGAGGAGGAGGAGGAGGAGGAAGAGUCGAAUUGGAUCUCCGAGAAAGGUGCUCUGGGUUUCACUCCACGAGUCACGAUUGUGCGUCCGUCCAGCAAAGAGCUUCCUGAGGAGAGCUGGCUCUUUAUAGAGAAGGAGGACAAGAAGGAGCCGGAGAUGGAGCCCGACUCAGCGGCUCAAUUUUACCCGGAGUGGACAGAACAGGACGACAAGUACUACCUUUGUGAGCACCUGUGCAGUGAAAAACUGAAGCUGGCUCUGGCGACGGUGGCCGCAGGGAUCCUCUUCCCUCUCCUGGUGUGGGGAGGUUACGCCCUCCUUCCCUUUGACUCACCGCUGCUGCAGAGCACCCCCCUCAGGGUGGUGUACACUCUACGCUGCUCCUUCUUCGCCAUCAUCCCCAUCCUGCUCGGUGUGGUGGUGCAGGGCGUGGCCCGGCUGCGUUACAGCACCCUGAAGCCCCUCUAUCAGAGUGAACUGGUUAACAGAGAGGUGAUGGUGCACUGGCACUACAUCAACGAAUCGCUGGCCCUCUUCCUCUUCUACUUCCUGCAGCUCGCUGUCAUGGCAACCUACAUCAGCCAGGACCUGGUCAAGUUGGUGCCGCUGCUCACCAUCAUAUUUGUUUUCGGCAGGCUGAUCUACUGGCUCUGCCUCUCUCUGGGCAGCAGCAUCAGGGGCUUCGGCUUCGGCUUCUCCUUCUUCCCCAUACUGGUCAUGCUUUGCGCCAACCUGUACUACAUCUGUUCGUCAGUCGGAGAAGGGGCGGUUUUCGACGUCACACCGCCCACGACAGCUCCUCCUCCCAGGCAGCGCUGGUGGGGUUAAAGGGCAACGUCCAGAGGCGGUGAGGAGUUAAGAGACAAACAGCUGUAAUAUCAUGACACAACACUCAGGCAUUUUUUCUGUAGUGGCGGAAUCCGUCAUUCCUGCACUGGCUUCAGAUUGUCUAACAUAAAUAGUAUCAAAAAUGGAGUUUGAUUUCAUGAAAAUCUCAAGGAUUAUAAUUUUUAGUAUUUGAUCAUUCCUUUGGCUUUUGUUCAGAAAGAAAUCAAUGACACGAGGGGUGUGGGUGCAUUUGUAGCUUGAAUCUUCUUCUCUAUGAAAAAAAUGCAGAAAUUCAACACUAUUCAUGUUGGUAGUUAAGAAAGAAAGUUGAAAAAGUUUACAUACGUCAACAAAGCUCUUAUCUGUAUGCAAAUUAAAACUCUACAGCGGUGUGGUCUGAAGAAGGGCUCUUUUUACAGUGUAUAUUUACUCAUUUUACUAAUGUUCCACUGCAAAUCUUUAUACAGUCUGUACCUUCUUUUUGUUUUCAGCCAAUAAAAUCAGUUUUUUGAGGCUGAAUAGUUUCAGUAUGAGGCAUCCAGUGUUUGGAUGUGAUGCAGCAAAAUGAAGACAGAAAAAUAAGACAUGGAAUCUGACAACUGUUUAUUUUUUUAUUGAUCAAAGGCUUUUCUUUGUUUAUAGCAGCAUUAGCUGUUGGGCUAUUUUUUGGAUAGUCUCUUUUCUUUCUUUUGAAGGAUUGUUUUUUCAGUGUAUGAGUAUUUAAAGUAAAUCUGAUCAAGAUUUGGGACCCUGAAUGAGUUCAAUAAAGCUUCAUUAACAAAUAUGACACUUAACAUUGUGCAGCAGAUGACUGAGGGGGGACGACAUUACUUUUCAUUGAUUACCUGUCCAGCAAAGAUAAAAUCAUGACUACAAUUAAAGUUGAAAUGGCAAGUUGUAAAUGUGAUCAUGAUUCAUGAGGCAAGUUUCAACAAGACCAAACAGUCGGAACAAAAAUGCGGCCAGUCUUGAACAACAACAAAAAAUGUGGGCAAACUGCACGGGUGAAGAAAGAAGCUGCAGUUUUACCACAAAAAGACAGAAAUCAUUCAACUCUCUGACAGUCUACCACAAAGUCAGUGCGUUACUUUCACAGAGCAAGGAUCCGUUAAUGUUUCCUUACUGUUGGACAGGUUUAUUUUUGGAGAAACCCAAAAUAUGGCACUAUGUUGACCUUUAACAGACAAUUAGUACUAUAAAACGUUACAUAAGUAUGAACAUGUAAUAAAUGAAUCAAUAGAUUAAACUCUCAGAUUAAGAUUUAAUUUAUUACUUGAUCCAAAAGAUAAGAAAAAAAAAAAGCCCAUCACAAUUUCCAAAAGCGAUGUCUUCAAAUGUCUUGUUUUGUCCGACCAACAGUCCUGGGGCCAGUUUUCUGCAUAACAAGUACUUUUACAAUUGAUACAUUAAAAGCAGAAUAAGGAGGAUUUUUCGGUUUCUGUUUGCAAACACGAUUCAAAGUUGGCCCCUCCUCCCCGUCUCAACGGGCGAGAGAGCGAGAAUGAAUGAAGAGAGGGAGCGGCAUUGGCGAGAACAAAGCAGUGAAUCAGACACUUCUAGGUCCUAAGUGAUGAUUGAGAGGGAUUAUUUUUGUAUGAAUCUAUACAUGUUUUUUUUUCCUUUCCUUUUUAGGAAAAUCCUACUUAUUCUGCCUUUUAAGUACGUUUUUCGACCAAUCCUGUGCUUUUACUUUAAAAGCAGAACUUUUCCUGGUAAUCUAGUACUUCUGCAUUGUAAUAUUGCUACUUUUACUUAAGUACAGGAUCUGAACACUCUCAAAUUUUAUUAAAAGCUAAACAAAAAACCCAAGACGACAACACCAGACAAAAACAUAUUAAAGCUGGGUAAAAGAUCAGAUGAAUGAAGGUGUGAUUUGUUUUGCUAUUGUGUUAAAUUAUUGUUUAAUCUCAGCCUAUCAGACGUUGACUCGCUCACAGUUGCUGCUUCCCUCGGUGUGUAGUUAUCACUGAUUGUGUGAAAUUAAGCUGCAUCGAACAUGUUUGUAACUGACAAUGAGCGGGGGAACGGACGAUAAAGAGGAGAAAGACACUAAUGCACCUCUGAAAUGGACUGAAUUACAUUUUCGGUGAAUUUAGAAAGAUUUCUGGAGAUUUUCUUGCACCAAAUGUUGCUCAUUGGGAAAUUAUUUUAGAUGCUCUUUUAUUUUGUUACACAGUAAACAGACAUCAGUGGUUCACCUUUUUCAUUUUCAUGACAGGUUAGAAAAUAAACCAGACUCAAGUUCA
Molecule: messenger RNA, 3835 nt
Organism: Siniperca chuatsi (mandarin fish)
Lineage: Eukaryota; Metazoa; Chordata; Actinopteri; Centrarchiformes; Sinipercidae
Gene: tmem79a
Product: transmembrane protein 79a
Exons: 5
Coding region: 321-1589 (422 amino acids)
Biological process (GO): regulated exocytosis
Cellular component (GO): trans-Golgi network membrane; lysosomal membrane
Source: RefSeq, a predicted model, not a curated record